Messenger RNA from Eucalyptus grandis, 2870 nucleotides. RefSeq names its product zinc finger CCCH domain-containing protein 5. The transcript has 9 exons. Gene Ontology annotation, biological process: mRNA splicing, via spliceosome. Gene Ontology annotation, molecular function: metal ion binding; pre-mRNA 3'-splice site binding. Lineage: Eukaryota; Viridiplantae; Streptophyta; Magnoliopsida; Myrtales; Myrtaceae. The record is from RefSeq and is a predicted model, not a curated record. Bases 67 to 2106 code for a protein of 679 amino acids. Gene Ontology annotation, cellular component: spliceosomal complex; U2AF complex.
CUUUUGCCCCCUGGAGGUCCGUUUUCCAGCGUGAGUGUUGUUUCUCGGGACAUAGACGGAAUUCACAUGGCGGAGCCGAUCUCCGACGACGGCGGAGGCGGAGGAGACACGGCGGCGGCGGCGGCGGCGGCUUGCGGCGAGCAGACACCGCCGGCCAUGGAAGGCGCGGGGCCCACGAACCGGAAGGAGAAGAGGAAGGCGGCGAAGAAGAUGAAGCGGAAGCAGCUGAGGAAGGAGGCGGCGGCGAGGGAGCGGGAGGAGGAGGAGGCGCGGAUGAACGAUCCGGAGGAGCGGAGGAGGGCGGAGGUGGCGGAGAAGGAGGAGGAGGAGAGGAGGGAGAGGGAGAGGAAGGAGUUCGAGGAGAGGGAGAGGGCCUGGGUCGAGGCGAUGGAGAGGAAGAGGAAGAAGGAGGAGGAGGAGGAGGAGGCGGCGGAAGCGGAGGAGCGAGCAAGGGCUCUGGAGGAGUCGCGGCGGCAGCAGGAUGAGGACGAGGAGCAUAACCGGGACGACGGUGAUGAUUGGGAAUAUGUGGAAGAAGAAGGGCCUGCAGAGAUCAUCUGGCAAGGGAAUGAGAUAAUUGUCAAGAAGAAAACCAUCAGGGUUCCGAAGAAGGGUUCGGACACGCAAAUGUCGAAAGAGGAUGCUGAUAGGCCGACCUCAAAUCCUCUCCCUCCACAGUCUGAAGCAUAUUCAGACUACAAGAAUGCAUCCACUUUAUCGGCUCAACAGGUGUUGGAAAAUGUUGCUCUCCAAGUGCCUAAUUUUGGGACUGAGCAGGAUAAAGCUCAUUGUCCUUUCCAUCUGAAGACUGGAGCUUGUCGAUUUGGGCAGCGGUGCAGCAGAGUCCACUUCUAUCCUGAUAAAUCAUGCACACUGCUAAUUAAGAACAUGUAUAAUGGUCCUGGCCUUGCGUGGGAGCAAGACGAGGGGCUCGAGUACACAGACGAAGAGGUUGAACGUGCAUUUGAGGAGUUUUAUGAGGAUGUUCAUACAGAGUUCUUGAAGUUUGGAGAAAUUGUGAAUUUUAAGGUUUGUAAAAAUGGUUCAUUCCAUUUGAGGGGAAAUGUUUAUGUACAUUACAAAUCCAUGGAUUCAGCUGUGCUGGCUUACAAUUCUAUUAAUGGCCGAUUCUUUGCUGGCAAACAGGUAACAUGUGAAUUUGUCAAUCUUAUGAGGUGGAGAGUCGCCAUCUGUGGGGAUUAUAUGAAGUCAAGGUUCAAGACAUGUUCCCAUGGAACUGCUUGCAAUUUCAUUCACUGUUUCCGCAAUCCGGGUGGCGAUUAUGAGUGGGCUGAUUGGGAUAAAUCACCUCCUAAGUACUGGGUCAGUAAGAUGGCUGCUUUAUUUGGUUAUUCUCUGGAAAACUAUCAAGAGGAGGAGAAAAGACCAGCAAAUGUGGGUCGAUGGAGAAACUCUAGCAAGAGCUUUGAUUCAAGGAGGGGUCGCACAAGGAGAUCUAGUUCAAGGGAGAAGGAUUACUUGAGUUCUAGACGAUCCGAAGAGAGCCAUGCAACACAUCAGGAGCGUGAUGAAGAGGAGAUGAAGUUUAAUGAUGAGAAAGAAAAGAUGAACGUCAAGAACCAUCAUCGCAGCCAUAGAAGGAACCCUCGAGAUGAGGAUGGUCAUCGACUAGCAGUUGACACAGACAAGGAAAGGUGGCAUGGCAAUGCAAGGAGAAGCUCAAGACAUUGGAAUGAUUCAGUUUCUCCGGAUGAAAAUAGGGACAUCAAGAGGACAAGGUAUCGUGUUGAAUCUGACGGGAGUAAAUCAGAAAUGGAUGAGGAUGAGGAAGCGCGUCGUGCCCCUUCUAGGGACAUCAAAAGGACAAGGUAUCUUGUUGAAUCUGACGGGAGUAAAUCAGACACGGAUGAGGAUGAGGAAGCACGUCGUGCCCGUCCUAGAAGACAUACUAAAAGGCACAAGACAAUAAAGCAUGUGGACAGAUCGGGAAAAACCCACGACACUGAUUUCUCCUUGCACCGUUCUAGUAGGGACGGACAUGAUGGUUACAGCAAGCAUAGAAGCUCGAAACAUAGAAAGAGAUCUAGAUCCAGCGAUAAUGAUUCAAUGUCCCACAAUAUCCAGGACCGCUGGGAUCCAGAAUAAUACAGACUGGAGGAUUCAGAAUAGUGGGUAGGCGAAGUGGAUGUGCUGGAGUGACUUAAUCUUGUGAUGGUGAUUUACAUUACCGUGAUCUCAGAUAAUUUGAUCAAGGAUUUCAUCUGUAAUAGUCUUCUGAGAAGAGACGCACUCCCUGGAAAGAAAAACUGCUGACAACUAUUCAUGUUAAAUAAACUCGAGAAUCUUGUGGGGAGACUUGUCGAUGAAGGAGAUCCAAGGGACAGAAGUCAAUCAAGCCAUGGGAAAAUGCCCACUUUAGUCUCGACUGAAGUACAGAUCCUUCGCAACAGUGCCCCACCUGCCCAACCUUGUGCUGGAAAGCCCUAUGAAGGUACGACGGUUGAAGAGUCAGAGCUAGCCUUGCAUUUUCUUUAACUCCUGGUGCAAAACCACUUCAUGGCAUCCCCAGAAAAACUGCUGGUGUGGGUUUCUCGAGAGAAUGCGGCAGGAUUGUUAAUAUCUGAUUUUUGGGAAAGAAUACGCACAAGGCUCCACCAGAGUUUAUGACGAAUUAUCAAUUGCGCCUUGUGAUUAUAUUCAGGUGAAGCAUUUGCAUUCCGUGUGCAUGGCUUCGAUUGCGAGAUGGUAAUGGGAUGGAAUGAACUGAUCAUCGAUUCUUAACUAUCGAGUCACGUUGGAUUGGCAUGAUUCAAUUGCUAAGAUCUGCAUGGCAUCAAUGCUAUGACAAUUUCAAUUACCGGUCGAAUGAUUCCAAUUUUUUGACUUUAUGUUGGCGCUUUCCUUUGCCC